Molecule: messenger RNA, 2448 nt
Organism: Hyaloperonospora brassicae
Lineage: Eukaryota; Oomycota; Peronosporomycetes; Peronosporales; Peronosporaceae
Source: the annotation of a GenBank genome assembly
AUGGAUCUGCUCAAUGCAAUCGAAGCGCUCGAGCAGUUACCACAUCCUGGCUCCGAAGUCAAAGGAACGGACCAAAAACACGACUUUGUAAUGCGCCACGUGCUGUUUGUACAGGAGAAAUUGCGAGACGUGUGGCUGCGAAAAUAUGGCGAGCGUGUCAAAAGGAUCCCGUGCAUACCUUUUGAGUGGGUAUUUUCCAACGUCUUGCGACUGCUUGAAGAGUAUCCAGGCGGUGUCACACUAGCAGUGAUGCUGACGGAGCUGGCCAAAUCACUGGAGCAAAAAGUGGCUCGGGACGCAGACCAAGAGGCAGGUGCGCUGUGCAACACGAGAAAGUUCCGCGAUAUUAAAGACGUGGAAGACUUGUUGGCAGAAAACGAGCAGGAAGCUCUGCAGGCCAAAGUUGUGAGCUACGCGGACCACCGAAUGACAAUUGAACUAACGGAUGUUCAUGAUGUCGUGAUCCACAUGUACUUGCACCAGAGGUUCCGCUUCUGUAUCGACUGUUUGCAUGAAAAGCUGCAGAUGGAACCAAGUCGUGUAGCAACGUUUCCUGUCCAGACUGGUCGCGAGUUUGUGCUUACGAACGCAAAAUCCUUAGAGAGGAAAGACGCGCAGAGGAGAGCAGUGGGCGGGAAAAGUAGUCAGGCGAGCCUUGCGCUCUUACCGACUUCAUUCCUGACUUUCAAAUUGGAUGAAGCCAAUGCACUCGAUCGGAGAUUGCUGGCAGAUGCCAUUUCGCUGGCUCAGGUCGAUCAGUUGGUCAAUGGAGCUCAAGACACGACUGCGAUUCAGCUGUUGAUGGUCAAGGCAAAAGUGCUUGAUAUCGGUGCUAUUCGACCGUGCCAAACGCUUCUGUAUGUUCAGCGACAAGUGAUUUUGCUGGGAGAGGUUGACGACACGAGUACUCGGCUUCCUAGUGGUGCAUCGCCGAAUACGCAGCGAAUGACGCAACGCUUACAUAUGAUGGUGCUCUGGGACGAGCAAGUGGCGCUCAGUCGCCUGUUUCGUGUCAACGACAUCCUCACAAUUGUUCAUCCCUUCGUGCACGUGUGUGAGCAGCGCCACGCAGAAAUUGUGCACAUCCAGAACGAGUAUUCGUCGCACCAGCAAUUGAUGUACUUCUUCGAGUACGGCAGUGCAACAGUGCUGUUUUGCAAGCCAUGUCGAGUCUCCACAACAAAGUGUCCGCCCAAGGCAUCAUCAGAUCAAUUCUACGACCAGAGCAGAGUCGAGCGGCCUCUAUCAACGCUCGAAGAUGUGAAACCUGGGUGGUCCAACUUCUCGUUGUAUGCGCAUGUCCGAAGCAUUCGCGUAUCACGCGGCAUCCCGCUACUUGCAGCAUUCUUCCACGCGUACUACGACGACAAAACCGACCAUUUGAUGGCGUGUACUGCCAACGCGCGAUCCCCACUACCACUGGACCGCACGAUCAUGUCAAAGUACAACCUGGUCGUUCAACUGCAAGUUACUCUCGCAUCAUCCGACCACUUGCUAACGAUCGAGGUGACUGGUGACAACGCGUUGGCCGCACUACGUCUUCACCCUGGACACAGUAUAUUUAUCAACGGCCUGGUAUCGAUGGAUGUGCGGCCGCAUCAAGUUGAUCACAACAUGCCGUCAACUGGCGUCGUAGCGCUGUGCGCCGAUUGGAAAGCCAUCUUUGGCCACCAAUCUCGAUUCAGCAACGACUGCAAGCUCAAGGUUCUGAACAUGAUCCCGGGCCUCAUGAACGCUGCGCUCGACCAGUUUCCAAUUGCACCUCCUGUCGACACUGUCACUCAACACGCACUAUCGAUGAUCGAAAUGAACGUGGCAGGCGCUGGCUGGCUCCUUCCAAGUAGCAACAACGAUGGUGCCGUGCAACGUUGUGCAAUCGACUCAACGUGCGAGCGGGGACACUCGACCACGUGUGCACACAAGUAUUGUUUCCGCCCAGUCGAGAUCGUGGCUCGAGCGCAGCCUUCUCCUGCCGGUCCACCAAAGUGGCAGUGCCAGUUUUGCCACGAGGUGUUUGCACGGUAUCAAGACACUGUACAGACGUUCUGUGAAUUGGCAGUCGUGCUCGAGAACGGGCCGUCGACAGACUCGAUUGUCGUCCUCUGUCGAGGCCCCACGGUCGAGAGUUUGCUUGGUAUGUGUGCUGAAGACUAUACCCAACUGCCGCUUGCCCACAAGCGUAAGACCCUCGAAGCUGUACGGGGCGCAUCGAUUCGACUCGUGAUUUCGCAAUGCACACCUCGUCACGUGUCCCUACUAUCCUCAUCGUCAUCGCCACGUAUGUCUCGAUACCAUUUUCAACCGCAUUCGACCCCACGUGCACCAGCGGGUAUACACACGGCAACGACAAGUGAAUGGAUCAUUACGCACCGCGUGGAUAUGGUUGAGCUUGUGGAUACACUUGCAGCGACGCCCCACGGUCUCUCGCCGCUGCACGACAGAGUGUAG